GGUGUCGGGGCCGGUGGGGGCGAAAUGAAAAAGCAGCAGCAGGAACAAACUUGUCCUUGUUCUCUCUGUCCCAGCAGCGGGAGCAGCAGGAUAAAGCAGCAGAAAUGGGACACCGCUUCCCAGGGAGGGCAGGACCUCCAGCGUACAACGACUGCUUUAGAAAAAAAUACCUCUGCCUCCAGUGAAUCAUUGGUGAGCAGGAGUGUUGCAUCUAAGGACACCUCCGAGGAGAUGCCCCCCAAGGUGGAGAGAACAGAAAAUGCUUCAUGGACUCCCAACUUUGACGAGGCAUCUGGGGACUAUAGCCAAACAUCAUCAAGAACAAUGCCUGCAAGUCACACACUACACAAGUACACAUUAGCAGGCAACUCAACCCCACCUAGUCAAUCGUUGUCUGGGACUACGCAAUCAAGCCAAUCCCAAACUAAUCCAGUUUUGUCCAGUCAAUCGUCACACAGUACAACCCCAUCCAGUCAGAUAUCAACUAAGACAGCACAGCUGAACCAAUCUCAGACAAACACAGAAUCAACCAUCCAAUCACAAACAACUGUAGCAUCAACCACCCAAUCAACAGGCAGCAUGGAACAAACCAGCAAAUCAUCCAGCACCACAACAAACACUAAUAUUUCACCAAGCAGUGUGACUCUAUCAAGUCAAUCGUCAGCUGAAACUGCACAAUUGGACCAAUCCUUCACUGACACAGAAUCAUUCGUCCAAUCACAAAGAACUGUAGCAUCAACCAGCCAAUCAAUGGGCAGCAUGGGACAAACAAGCAAAUUAUCAAGCACCACAUCAAAAACCAACAUUUCUUCAAGUAAUGUGACUCUAUCAAGUCAAUCAUCAAGUAAGAUUAUAAAAACUAGCCAAUCAAAAAUCAGUCCAAUGCUGUCCAACCAACAGAGGACAACCACACCAACAGUCACCCAAACGAGGAGCACAACACAUGCAAGUCAACAAGCAACAAUUACUGGACCACAUGACCACAUGUCAAGCACCAAAGUAAUUUCCACCCUUUCAAAACCUGCUGUUGCAACAGUUAGCCAAACAUAUGGCAGCACAAAAAGUAGCCAACCACAACACAGGAAAACUACAAAUAGUUAUACACUCAGCAACAUAACACCUUCCAGCCAAUCCCCAAACAAGGAAACAUAUUUUAGCCAGCCAACAACCACUACAGGAUCAAGCAAUUCAUCACCAAGCAGAACAUUGCAAACCAGCAUAAAAUCAGCUACCACAGAAUUAUCUGGCCAUUUGUCAACCACCCAACUGGUUUCUGACCAAACAGUAAUUACUGUUGCAUCAACUAGUCAACCAUCUGUCAUGACAAAAAGUAGCCAGCUGCCACACAAGACACAAACAGCCAAUCAAACCCCACCAGGUCAAUUACCAAACAAGAGGACAUCAUUUAGCCAACCACUAACUACUACAAGAAUGAACAGUCUACCAACUGGCAGAACAACCCAAACAAGCCAAUCAGCAACUAUCACAGAAUCAUCUAUCCAGUUGUCAACAACCCAAAUGAUUUCUGCCCAAACAGAAACUGUUGCAUCAGCUAGCCAAACAUACAGCAUCACAGAAAGAAGCCAAGUACCAGAGAGUAAAAAAGCAGCAAACCAAACACCCAGCAACACAUCAGUCACUAUGGGAUCAACCAGUGAGUCACCAGGUAGAACUUUGCAACCCAGCAAACCAGCAACUACUAUAGAAGCAUCAAACCAAUUACCAACUGCCAAUACUUCAGCAAACCAAGAAGCAGUCAUCAAAAUGCAAAGUACAUCUAACCGCACAACACAAACAUGGCAAUCACCAACCACCACAUCAACCAGCAAGUCAUCAGGUAAACUAAUGCAAACCAGCCAAUCAUCUGCACCGCCAUAUAUCCAAUUUCCCACCACCACAGUUAAAUACAAGUUAUCAAGAAGUUCAUUUUUCUCUGAAGAAACAUCAACUAAGACAAAAAAUUUUAAAGAAUUACAAAAUAACUCAACAUCAGCAAUCUCAAAACCAGUCAACCUAUCCAGUACAAUUUCAUCAAUUCAACCUGGAAAACAAAUAAAACUCCUUAGCCAAUCAAACAUGAGUACAGUGUCAGCCAAAAAACCAUCAGGUAGCUCUUCAAUAUCAAAUCAAACUCCUUCUACUAAAGGACCAGCCAAUAAAUUAGCAUCAAAAGAAGCACCACCAAGUCAAUCUACGAGCACAACAAAAUCUGGACAGCCACUAAGAACCACAGAACCUGUUAGUCCACGACCAGUCAGUAAAAAAAMAGCUAUGAUCUUUAAUGAACUUUUAACAGAAAGACCAACAAAUUCAAGCCAACUGUCAUCCAGCCAAACUUCUCUCAGCCGUCCAACCACCGCCUCAAAAACAUCAAGUCAAUCUUCAAUCACAACUACAUUUUCUAACCAAUCACCAGCCACUUUGAUAACAGCUGAUCAAUCAGAGACCUUACCUCAGAUAUCACACAUCUCAGCAUCAAAUAACCAAUCCCUGCCAAAGUCUGUGACCACCGGUCAGUCAGUGAACAGCUCAUUAUCAUCGAAACAAUCGACAUCUGGUUCAACGACAGGAAACUCAGUCAGUGGAGCCUUUUCACCAGAGGAGCAUCCUGUCAAUGUUUCACUGCUGACCAGGCAGGCCAAGGAAGCCUUGAAGUCAUUGAGACGUCGAAUUCCAGGGGAGUCGUGUGAGUAUCCCUGUCUGAAUGGUGGUCAGUGCAUUCGAUCAGAGUCAUGUGACUGCAGCCUGUUCCAGGCCACUGGACACAGAUGCCAGACAGUUCCAAAUACUGGCUUUGAGAGGGAGAUGACCUGCAGGACUUGGGGUCAGUACAACUUUGAGACAUUUGACGGCCUCUACUUCUACUUCCCCGGUCGGUGCACGUACACUUUACUAAGGGACUGUGAGGAAACCACCCAGGCCAGCGUCGUGGUCCAGGUCCACAAUGACCCAAACUGCAGCUCUGCUCCUUACGCCUGCCAACGAUCCGUCAGUCUCUUUCUGCCGUGGGAGGGCGAGAUACAACUACACAACAACAACGUUAUCUUCAAAGGGCAAAGUUUGCAGCUGCCUCACCACAUCCAUGACCUGCAGCUGGAGCAGAUCUCUCAGUACGUUGUGGUGACGCAGCAGCAGGGCUUCACUCUGGCCUGGGAAGGACGCAGCGGCUCCGUCUACAUCAAGCUCAGCCCAGAGUUUGUGGGCAGAACCUGUGGCCUGUGUGGUAAUUUCAAUGCUGACGUUCAGGAUGACCUGAAGACCAGCUAUGGUGUUCUGACUCAUGACUUAGAAAUGUUUGGAAACAGCUGGAUGGAAGCAGAGCCUCAUCGGGGCAGGUGUCCCAUGGUGCCCUCUGGUUUCUCUUCACCUUGUGCUCAGGUUGAAGCUCAAGUCCUCUUGGAAGUGGAACAGGUGUGUGCGAUGCUGCUCGACCCGCCUUUUCAGAGCUGCCAUGACUUCGUGAGUCCGUUGUCCUUCAUGGCCAGCUGCUCCAACGACCUCUGCAGGUCGGGUCCCAGCGACGAUGUGGUAUGCCAGGUGUUCAGCGAGUACACCCGAGCCUGCGCUCACGCCGACCACCCCCUACACAACUGGAGGGGGCACAUUCCUCAGUGUGGGAAGCAGUGUCCUCUGGGACUGCAAUACAGGGAGUGUAUCAGCUGCUGCCCAGAGUCCUGCAGCCUGGAGCGAACAUGCAUCGACAGCAAGCUGGCCUGCCUGGAUGGAUGCUACUGUCCUGCUGGUCUUAUUUACGAGGAUGGAAGUUGCGUGGCGCCUGCUGACUGUCCCUGUGAGUACCACGGCAUGUUUUAUCCCUCUGGACAAACGUUGCAGGAGGAAUGCAACAACUGCACAUGUGUGGGUGGAGUGUGGAACUGUACUGACUACAGCUGCCCAGGUGAAUGCUCAGUGACAGGCGACAUGUAUUUCCAAUCCUUUGAUGGCCGCAUCUUCACAUUCCCUGCAACAUGUCAGUAUGUACUGGCCAAAAGUCGCAACUCGGGGAAGUUCACCAUCACCAUCCAGAACGCACCCUGUGGAGCUAACUUGGACGGGGCCUGCAUCCAAUCAGUUAAUCUGGUCGUUGACGAGGAUCCAAGAACAGAGAUCACUCUGAGUCACGUCGGCGAGGUCUUCAUGGCUGGACAGUACCGCAUCUCACUCCCCUAUUCUGAUGACAUCUUCCAUGUUCAGGAGCUGUCGUCCAUGUUCCUCCAAGUGAGAACGGCGUUUGGCCUCCGUCUGCAGUACAGCUGGGCAGAGUUUCGUCUCUAUGUGCAGGUCGACGAGCCGUGGAAGGAUGACACGGUGGGGUUGUGCGGCACCUUCAACGGCAACAUUCAAGAUGACUUCCUAUCUCCAUCAGGAAUGAUAGAAAGCACUCCUCAUCUGUUUGGAAACACCUGGAAGGUCUCGUCAGCCUGUUCUCUCAGCUUGAGUACGCCUCAGCUCGACCCAUGUGACACUCACCAACAGGCUGUGACCUAUGCAUCUGAGAUGUGUGACGUUCUGAAUCAAGACCUAUUCUCUGCCUGUCACGAGUACCUCAGUCCGACACCUUUCUACCAGCAGUGCCGUGCAGACACCUGUAAGUGUGGGACACCCUGCCUCUGCUCUGCUCUGGCUCACUAUGCUCGCCACUGCCGCAGAUUCUCCAUCAUCGUUGACUUUCGAUCCCAUGUAUCUGACUGUGUGGUUGCCUGCCCGGCCACUAUGCUGUAUGGUACCUGCGUCUCCUCCUGCCAGCGUCGGUGCUCCUCGCUCUCUGUCCCGCAGCACUGUGGGGAGGACUGUGAAGAGGGCUGUGCCUGUCCUCAGGGGUCCUUCUAUAACCACCGAACACACACCUGUGUGCACAGGAGCGAGUGUCCCUGCAGUUUCCUCGGUGYAGAUUAUGAACCAGGAGAUGUAAUCAUGACAUCAGCAGGUGUUCAGCUCUGUUUGAAUGGUAAACUGGUGUCCCAAACUACAGAAACAGACAGGUUGUGUCCACUGGGUCAGCAGUACCAGAACUGCUCCGAGACGGAACACAACUUCCCGUCGAGAAGGGGCGUGGCCUGUGAGCGCACCUGUGAAUCCUACCUACUAAACAUCACCUGCUCUGCACAUGAGCCCUGUGUGUCGGGAUGUGCCUGCCCUCCCGGACUUCUGAAACACGGAGAAGAGUGCUUCGAACCUGCAGCUUGUCCCUGUUUGUGGAAAGGAAAAGAAUAUUUUCCUGGUGACAGAGUCUCCUCUCCUUGCUAUCAGUGUGUUUGCCAACAUGGGACGUUCCAGUGUGUGUUUCCUCCAUGUCCCUCCAUGUGCACUGCAUACAGUGAUCGCCACUACAGGACAUUUGAUGGGCUGCUGUUUGACUACGUCGGUGCCUGCAAAGUGUAUCUUGUAAAGAGCAGUGCUGAGGUGAUGCUCAGUGUUACAGCUGAAAACGUUGACUGUUUUGACACUGGGAUUAUUUGCAGGAAAUCCCUUCUUAUCAACAUUGAUCGAUCCUUCAUAUUGUUUGAUGAUGACUCUGGAAAGCCAAAUCCAUCCAGUGUGAUUGACAGGAAGCAGCAGAUGUUCAUCUGGCCAGCAGGAUUUUUUACUGUGAUUCACUUCCCAGAAGAAGAUGUGACGGUUCUGUGGGAUCGUAAAACUACUGUUCAUAUCCAGGUUGGGCCUCGAUGGCAGGGGAAAGUGAGUGGUCUGUGUGGGAACUUCGACCUGAAGACAGUGAAUGAGAUGCGAACACCUGACAACAUUGAUCUGCCAACACCACAGGAGUUUGGGAACAGCUGGACGGCAACAGAGUGUGUCAACAGUCCAGACAUCAGACACCCCUGCAGCCUCAGUCCCCUCAGAGAGCCUUUUGCAAAGCGUCAGUGCGGCGUCCUGCUCAGUGAGGUCUUUCAGACCUGCCACCCUGUGGUGGAUGUUACCUGGUUCUACAUGAACUGCCUUGCAGACACAUGCGCCUGCAGUCGUGGCGGUGAUUGUGAGUGUUUUUGCACCAGUGUGGCGGCGUACGCCCAGCGCUGCUGCCAAGAGGGGGUCCCCAUCGACUGGCGCAUGCCGUCCCUCUGCCCUUAUGAUUGUGAAUUCUACAACAAAGUUCUGGGUAAGGGUCCGUUCAGGCUCAUCACCUUCAGGGAUCAGACCAGUCUGUUGUCAGCCAGCAGGUCCAGUGGUCUGGUGUUCCUGCAGCGGGUCAACAGCAGCACCGCUGCAGGAAUCCUCUCACAGUUCAUGAUGACACCAGGCCUCAGCAGAGCUCGACCACACGACUCAUCACGAGUUUCCUUCGAGGCCACUGACAGACCAAACUACUUCCUGCACGCGAGCCCCAGCGGCCAGGUGAGGCUGGCCAAGUGGGAGGAGAGUGAAGUCUUCUGGGAUGGAGCCACGUUUGUCCUUCACAGGGACACCUGGAUCCCGGGCUACGACUCGCUCGAGUCGCACGCAAAACCCGGCUUCUUCCUCCACGCUACGCUGCCCCACCUCCACCUGCUCAAGUUCAGGCACAGCUACAGCUUCCGGAAGGCGUCGCUGUUCAGGCUGACAGGCCCCAGUUCAGACACCCCGCCAAGUCCCCGAUGUCAGUGGAGGUAUGACUCUUGCGUCAGCCCCUGCUUCAGGACCUGCAGUGAUCCAUCGGCUGAAGCCUGCACCACUAUCCCUCGAGUGGAGGGCUGCCUUCCUUUCUGUCCCCCUCACAUGGUCUUAGAUGAGGUCACCCGUCGGUGCGUCCAUGUUGAAGACUGCAUUAAGGUUCCAACUGUUGUGCCACCUACAUCCCUAACCACUGCAUCUGUCACUUCUGCAACAAGCACUAACACUGCUUCCUCCACCAGCCCCAUGAAAGUCAUCAUUUCCACCACUGCUUCCCUUGCUUCUCCACACACAGAAACCAUAGUAAAAGUCUCCCCCAUAACUCCUUCUGUGAGUCUACACACCACUUCCUCAAAGUUACCUGAAACCAAAACGCCACCUGUUACUCCUGAACUGUCCAGAACUCCAGCUACCCUAACAGAGCCUCCUGCUGUGAGACCAGAGGUCGUGGAGUCACCAGAUACUGUUAGAGUAACAAAAACUCCAACCUCUACUUUAACAGGAGCAACAAAAUGGACAACCAAGCCAACAAACCUAACAGUCAGCCUGUUUCACACCACCACUUCCAGAACAAGCAGCACUGCUGCAGACACCUCCUCCACCAUGCUGAUUGACUCCAAACAACCGUUCUUYACAACCACAGCUGAAACCACUGCAACAACUCUGACUACAACUUCUGCUGAGGGGCAAACCACAAUCAGAACUACUACUGUUGUGCAUCAUAAAGAAGACACAACAAAAACUACAAAAGCUUCCAGUCCAGGUCUUGCUCCAGUCUCAGAAACCUCUAAAGUUUCAGACAGAACUACUGUCCCCAGUAUAAGUACUUCUGUGGACUCGGGCACCAGUACAAGAAUUACAACUGUGGAAGAGAUAGCAACGACAACAACAAUGACAACAGCACAUCUCAUCCUCCUUGGUUUAUCAAGCACAAGCUCCACAACAGCCUCUCCUGUUCCAGCCUCACCUCCUAUAGAGACAGGAACUGGAUAUUUGUCAACAUUAACUUCAGCAAAAACUCCAAAACCCAUGACACCAAUUUUACCUUUCACCACCAGUAAAACUACAACCGAGACAUCACAACUUGUUACCACAGAAAGAAGUUUUCAAACCAUUCCCACUGACCAGACAACUACUGUUGUGUUACCCACAACAACCUCAAUUCAUUCACCCAGUACAACCUCACCGCUGGUCUCAACCUCAACUACUGCCGAACAAACAACCACAUAUAAAGUGACAAUACCCGAAUCCCCAGCAUCUAGAAUCCCUACAGUUUCUACAACAACAGCUGCACCACCAAAGGUUACAGAUACCACAACUUCUACUUUGUCUACACCAACAGCAUCUACUUUUGCUGCUGUCGUCCCAGUAACAGGGAGAACCACCAUCAGCAAGGCAACUUCAAGUCCACUUGUGGUUCCAGAAACAACCACUUUGACUUCAGAUCUUCUGUUCACUGCAAAAUCGUCUACUGAAACUAUUACGACACCACCGUCACCAACAACAAAGAGUUACACCCCUCCUGUCGUUACUCAGCAAACAUCAGAGUCAUGGUAUCCCCCUCACUGGAAGACCUCCUCCACCCCAGCCACCAGAACUACAGUCGAGACAGUCGAGGCUAUCCAUGUAGUCACUUCCACAAAAACUACUAAAGUUCCUCAUGUUCCAGUGACAUCAAAACCAACUUUAUCAUCUUCAGCCUCUGCUGUGGCAGCCACCACUGCUCAGACAACAAUGUGGGGAAUUUCAACUCCAGAAAGUGAAGUCACCACAACCAGAAAGCUGGUCACACCCCCACCUCCACCUGUGCCUGGAUCUCCUGAGACCUCCCUCACAACAGCUCCUACAGGAGCUUCACCCUCUGUCAUUACCACCACUCUUAGACCUGUCAUCAUUCAGCCGAUUACGGAGACAAAACAACCAGUGACAGACAGAGUGCAGGUGACAACCAAAUCUACUACUGUGUCAUCUAUAUCCUUGCCCGUGGUGCACACUACAACUUCUGCCACAGCUCCAAAUGUGACUACAGUUAUGGACAAACACAUAACCCGACUGGUGACAUCAGGAGCUACACCCACUUUAACAUCUACCACCACUCUAAGGACAGCCACCUUCAGGACAACACCCAGAGUUCCAGUGACAACAAGAGUUACUCCCAGAGCCACCUCAGCAACCGUCAGGCCAAUUACUGCUAUGGUGACCAUGUCAACAAGGCCCUCAGUUGUAACCACCAGAUCAACCACUCUUGGUUAUCCAAUUGUUUCUUCAGCUACCACCUCAUGGGUAACAUCUUCAACCGUCACAUCAGCAAAAACAACCGAACAUGUCCACACGUCUGCAGCGAGUUCUCGUCUUCCCACCACCACAACAGCUCCAAUGUUGAUUCCUACAAAACCAACAACCACAUCAUCUAUAGUUGUCCCCACCAGAGAGUUAACCUCACCYGAGAGGACAUUAUCAACCAAAGAGACUGAUGUACGACCACCCACAUCCCAACCACCUGAUAUAGUUGUCUCCACCCAUGAACCUAGUAGUCCAGGUUUAUGGGUGGAAAUGACUUCUCCACCAUCUGCCACCACRGUCCAAAGGACUCAUACAAGUCCAGGUGAAAUGCCAUCCUCAGCUUUGAUUCCUGAAACAACGAGCCACUCAGYAGAGAGUUCAACAUUUGUGAGGAUGUGCACACCUCCAUAUGCAGAAAUUAUUGACGAGUGCACAAAGUACAUCUGUGUCAACAAUCAGCUUGUCCUGUUCAACAAAUCCCAGAGCUGUCCCUUUACAGCUAAACCUCCAAACUGUGGCCUGCUUGGUUUUGCAGUUCUGGUCAAUGGAGACAAGUGCUGCCCAAAGUGGGAUUGUCCAUGUCGAUGCUCAAUGUUUCCUGAUCUGAAUGUGAUCACAUUCGACGGGAACAGCUUUGCCAUCUACAAGGCUGCUUCAUAUAUUGUGACCCAGCUGUCUAACGAGACUCUUAGCGUUCUGGUUCAGGAGUGUCCAGCUGACUCAGAGUCACCGCUCAUGUGGAAUUUCACCAACCUGUGUCUGGUUUCACUCAACAUCACCCAUAAAUCCAACCACGUCAUCAUCAACAGGCUGCAGAGGAGACUCUACGUCAACUCCCGGUACGCCAAGCCCCGUUUUAAAAAGUAUGGCUUUGAGAUCUAUGACACGGGCAACAUGUACCUGAUCCGUAGCCCUAGUGGUCUCAAGGUGCAGUGGUACCACAGCACCGGCAUGAUGGUGAUCGAUACUGACAUCUCUGGCAAGAAGCUUCCCACCAUGGGCCUCUGUGGCGUCUGCGAUGGAGACCCAAUCAAUGAUCUGAUGCUACCCAAUGGCACCACGCUGGGUGUAAGCGAGGCUCUGUUCAUUGAUAGCUGGCAGUUUCCUAACACCACCAGCUACGUCAGCUACAGCCGCCUCCGAGAACACAACUGCUCCACCAGCGACUGCUCCCACUGCCUGGCCAUGCUAGAGAGCUCCGCCUUCACCCCCUGCCACACCUUUGUGCCUCCCAGCACGUUUUGUGAGAUCUGGGUGCGAGAUUCUGAAUAUGUCAACAAUCAGUGUGUAGCUCUGGCUGCUUAUGUGGCAUCAUGUCAUAAGUUCAAUAUCUGCAUUGAGUGGAGGAGACCUGAUUACUGUCCCUUUGCAUGUCCUAACACUCUGCGAUAUGAAGCCUGUCUUCCAACAUGCACGUCUCAGUCCUGCCCAAACCACGACUUUGACUCUGAUCCAGACCACUGUUCAGGUCUGACAGAGGGCUGUGUGUGCCCAGAGGGAACUCUCCUCCACCGGCCAUACUCUGCACUCUGCAUCCCCCAUGAAAAGUGUGCUUGCACCGAUGGUGCUGGUGUUCCUCGGGCACACGGAGAGGUGUGGACAGCCUCGAAGGAUGGUUGCUGCAUGUACCGCUGCGACAACGACACCAUCGUUCCAGUGGAGUUCAACUGCUCCAGCAUGCCGACGCCCGUGUGCCAUCGAACAGGAGAGAUGAUCAUCAGCAUGGCUGACGACACCGGCUGCUGUCCACAUAAAAUCUGUGUGUGUAACCAGAGCCUGUGUGACCAGCUGCCUCCUGAGUGUAAAUAUGGGGAGAAGCUGGUGUCGUAUUACAGAUCAGACUCCUGCUGUCCACAACAUGUUUGUGAGUGUGAUCCUGACCUCUGUGAACCCAGCAUCAUCCCCACCUGCAGAGACGACCAGACUCUGAUUGCCACCAAAGCUGAUGGCAGCUGCUGUCUCGCUCACAUUUGCGUGUGCUCCUCCUGUGUGGAACUAGCUCCUCUGUGUCAGGAUGGUGAGGUGCUGACUGUCGACAGAAACGCCACAGAUCGAUGCUGCCCCGUCUACCUAUGUGUGUGUCAGCCCUACAGGUGUCCUCAGCUGACCUGUCCUGUUGGGAUGUCGGUUGUGUCCAUGUCCAGUCUUAGUCACUGCUGCCCCAACCAAACAUGUGAGUGCUCCUGUGAAAAGAUUGUCUCUCCAAAAUGUGGCCUGGGAGAAGCUGCACAGCUGGACCGGGCCUUCCUGUCUGACCCACAGAACCAGUGUGCCUGCAAACGAUACAAGUGUGUGCGAGAGGCUGUGUGUGUGUUUGGUGAUCGUGGACUGUUGCGACCGGGUCAGACUCUAGUGGAACACGGAGACGAUGGUUUGUGUUACAGCCGUCAGUGCAGCCGCAUCCUCGACCCAACGAGUGGCUUCCACCUGCUGCGCACCUCCACCGUUAACUGCUCCGCUCACUGCCAGCCUAAUCAAAUCUAUGUGCCUCCCAAAGAUCAGUCGACGUGCUGUGGUGUUUGCAAAAACAUUUCCUGCUUCUAUCAACAUGAAAAUGGGACCACAGGGCUCUAUAAGCCAGGAAAGUCCUGGGUGUCAAACUGUGUGACGUUCGACUGCAGCGACACUCAGUUUGGACCCACACUCAUCUCGUACCCCUUCAGCUGCCCCCCCUUUAACGAAACCGAGUGUAUGAAGAUUGGUGGAACUGUUGUAAGUUACAUGGAUGGGUGCUGCAAGACGUGUACUGGAUUCCAUCUGUUCCCCUUCCCUGUUAGUCCAAUGACUCCCACUGAUAACACAAACUGUGAAAAAGGCAAAGAAGACGGGAAGUCUUGUCAGAAAGUGACAGUGAGAAUGACCAUCAGGAAGAAUGACUGCCGCAGCAACAGACCCGUGAACAUCGUGUCCUGUGACGGGAAGUGUCCAUCCGCCAGCAUCUACAACUACAACAUCAACACAUACGCUCGCUUCUGUAAGUGCUGCAGGGAGACGGGGCUGCAGCGGCGCUCCGUGCAGCUCUUCUGCAGCAGCAACUCCACCUGGGUCAGCUACACCAUCCAGGAGCCCACCGACUGCUCCUGCCAGUGGUCCUAAACAUGCCACCACUACACACUUGCGUGCAGAGGCAACACACGCUUUAAACACAGAAUUGAGUGUUUAAAGCUGUAAGAUCGCCAAACCAGAGGGAUGGUCGAGCUGACGUUUGCAGGACUGAAUGAUGGAGAGAAUGUGUGAAAGGCUACGCUGGCCAUUAAUGAUCACACAGUAUGUUGUUGUGCUGCCUCUGCUGGCAGGGAGGUGGAACUGCAGAACUGUAAAACCCUUCAACAAUUUAUUAGGAAAGCAAAGAUGUCUCAAUAAAACAACGACUAACGUACAAAAGAUAAGCACUGAUUCAUUUAUAUUAAAGCAAAAUAUAAUGUAAAAA
Austrofundulus limnaeus is the source of this 12304-nucleotide messenger RNA. RefSeq names its product otogelin (gene otog). The coding region runs from base 25 to 11970 and encodes 3981 amino acids. Gene Ontology annotation, biological process: L-arabinose metabolic process. Gene Ontology annotation, molecular function: protein binding; alpha-L-arabinofuranosidase activity. The record is from RefSeq and is a predicted model, not a curated record. The transcript has 55 exons. NCBI's taxonomy places the organism in Eukaryota, Metazoa, Chordata, Actinopteri, Cyprinodontiformes, Rivulidae. Gene Ontology annotation, cellular component: extracellular matrix.